GGUUGAUUGCGUGAUGUUACUGUCGAUUGAAAACGCCAUUCUAACGGCUUCCUUGUGUUUAAACGGAGCAUGCAGAGAACAAUGGCUGCAGUCCUGCUGGCAUUGCACAUCGUACUCGAAAGGCAUCAAGGAGGAGUGUUUCCAAAAAAAAGAAGCGAUGAGAUCUUGUUCCCACAGAAUACUUUCAAUGCAGGCGAAAAUUUGAAUGAACUCAACCAACAUCCAGUCAGGAAUGCAGUUGAAAAAGAAGUGCAAGCGAGCGAUUUGUUUCUGGCUAAGGCUUGGUUUCAUAGUUGCCAACCUAUGACGAGAAGUCGUUCCUCAGAAUUGAGGAAGAGGUAUGCUGCCCUGCAAACUUCACAGACAUCAGUUGCUAUGGAGACCAUGUCUAAUAUAUCAGAGAAUGGCAUUAACAACUUCAAACAAUACUAUACAAAUCCAAAUGGAUUCAACAACGUGUCAAUGGGUGAGAUGCCGAAUCAAGUGAAUACAUUUAUGUCUCCAUCCAACUCAUCUUCCUCUAAUUUCAACACUCCACAAGGGGGGAAUGUAGACAACAUUUCUUCUGUUGUGACCAUGCUCAAGGGUACACUGGAGCGUAAGAAACUUGGUAACUCGGUUGAGAAAGAAGCUGUUGAUGACAGUUCUUUUGGAUGUUAUGGUUCUGAAGAAGUCUUAGGUAACACAGUCCUGAAUCAAGAAAGAAAUCAGGCACAUGAGAUGCAAGGAACUUUCCAUGACUUAUCUGUAGUUCAAAUUACAGAGGCUGCAAUUAUGCAAACAGUUGAAGGGUCUUUUGGUUUUGGCCUCGAAGGCAUGAUUCCUCACACAAAUGUUAUUCAGAUGAGUACAGUAUCUCGAGAACCUUCCCAAAGUGAAUCCUCUGCUGCUGCACCUGUAGUUUCAACCGGUUUUGAAGUAUGUGAUGGACCUAGUACCUCAGGUCAAGCUCCUACUGUCUGUGAGAGCUCUAGGAAGCAUGUGGAUUAUGCAAGGAGUUCAGAAUAUGGUUCUAGAAUUAAAGAUGUCAGAGAGCGUAUGUACAAUAACUUGAAAGAUGAUAAAAAGAAAGAAGGCUUAGUUCGAUAUGGAUCUGUAACAUCAGCUGGUUCAGUGGAACAAGGAGAUCCCACUAAGAAGCGCAGGGUGGAGAGGUCUCGAAAAAUGGCAGAAGCGAAGGAAAGAAAUUUGACACCUGCAGUUCCUUCUGAUAUGCAAUCCAUUUUGAAGAGAUGUGAAAACCUUGAGAAGGAAGUGCGCUCACUGAAACUCAACUUGUCUUUCAUGAACAGGAAGGACUCUGAGCAAACCAAGCAGAUAGAAGAGCUUCAGAAGCAGAAUGAGGAUUUGGCAAAAGAAAAAGAGCGGCUUCUUGAAGAAAUUGAGCGUAUCAUUUCUGAAACAGCCAAGAUGUAACACUUUCUUUAGUCUCGUGCCCCCCAAUCAACCUUAAACAUUGUUGAAGAUUUAUCUUCAUCUUGAACCCUUUUUGGGCAAGUGCACCUUAUCAAUAUUUACUAGGAAAAGCAUUCUCCAGAUUUGUUAUACUCAGGCCUUGUGUCAUGGAACAUGCCAUCAUAACUAGCUAGUCCCAAAUGGCAGUUUUUUUGUAAGUUCACUUAGCUCAGCGUACAUAGAAAUUUUGGAUAGUUUCUAUAUCAAAGAGCUAAGAUGCAUUGUAAACUGUUACCUGCUCAAGGGACACUUAUGAGCCUGUUCUC
Molecule: messenger RNA, 1721 nt
Organism: Coffea eugenioides
Lineage: Eukaryota; Viridiplantae; Streptophyta; Magnoliopsida; Gentianales; Rubiaceae
Product: protein CYCLOPS-like
Exons: 11
Coding region: 70-1416 (448 amino acids)
Biological process (GO): arbuscular mycorrhizal association
Cellular component (GO): nucleus
Molecular function (GO): sequence-specific DNA binding
Source: RefSeq, a predicted model, not a curated record